AUGGAUUUCGUCAACGCCACGGCCAGUACUUUCAACCAGACUCAGGACUACUUCGGUGUCCUUGAGGAGGUGUCCAAGUACAAUGUCCACCUCAACUAUUUCGAGAAGCUUUGGGCUGCUUGGUACAUGUACAUGCAGAACGACACGUUGGCGACCGGUAUCAUGAGCUUCUUGAUGCACGAGAUCGUCUACUUUGGCCGCUGCAUCCCCUUCAUGAUCAUGGACAAGAUCCCCUACUUCCACCAGUACAAGAUCCAGCCCCAGAAGAUGCCCACUCUGAAGGAGCAGUGGGACUGCGCUGCCAUCGUCCUCAUCAGCCACUUCACCGCCGAGCUUCCUCAGAUCUGGUUCUUUCACCCCAUCGCGACCUACUUCGGAAUUGACUACGGUGUACCUUUCCCAUCGCUCCUCAAGAUGGCCGUCACGAUCAGCGUUCUCUUCGUCAUGGAGGAUACCUGGCACUACUGGUUCCACCGCUGCCUGCACUACGGUCCCCUGUACAAGGCAAUCCACAAGAUGCAUCACACCUACUCUGCUCCUUUCGGUCUCGCCGCCGAGUACGCAUCGCCCAUCGAGACCAUGCUUCUCGGUCUCGGAGUCGUUGGGUCCCCCGUCCUGUACCUCAAGAUCACCGGCGAUCUACACCUCUUGACCAUGUACGUUUGGAUCACGCUCCGUUUGUUCCAGGCUAUCGAUGCGCACUCGGGCUACGACUUCCCCUGGAGCUUGCGCCAUUUCCUCCCUGUCUGGGCUGGCGCCGACCACCACGAUGAGCAUCACGAGAGGUUCAUUGGCAACUACGCCUCCAGCUUCCGCUGGUGGGACUACAUGCUGGACACCGAGGCUGGUCCUGAGGCACACAGGAAGCGUCGCGAGAAGAAGCUCGCCAAGCUCAGGUCUCAGAAGGCCCAGUAA
This is a messenger RNA of Emericellopsis cladophorae, 915 nucleotides long. RefSeq names its product Methylsterol monooxygenase. The transcript is spliced from 3 exons. NCBI's taxonomy places the organism in Eukaryota, Fungi, Ascomycota, Sordariomycetes, Hypocreales, Bionectriaceae. The coding region runs from base 1 to 915 and encodes 304 amino acids. Gene Ontology annotation, biological process: ergosterol biosynthetic process. The record is from RefSeq and is a predicted model, not a curated record. Gene Ontology annotation, molecular function: C-4 methylsterol oxidase activity; iron ion binding.